Bactrocera dorsalis (oriental fruit fly) is the source of this 5299-nucleotide messenger RNA. RefSeq lists its product as uncharacterized. The transcript is spliced from 9 exons. NCBI's taxonomy places the organism in Eukaryota, Metazoa, Arthropoda, Insecta, Diptera, Tephritidae. Bases 775 to 4338 code for a protein of 1187 amino acids. The record is from RefSeq and is a predicted model, not a curated record.
AUCAGUUCUGUUCGGCGUUGCAUUUCUGUUCGAUCUAAAAUCGAGUUCGGAUGUAACUGAUUCGCACUAAUGGCACGUUGUUGUUAAUUGUACGUUGGGAUUAAUUUUCGGUCUUUUUAACAAAAGCUUGAUAUCGAAUUUGUGUUGUGCAAAAGUGAAUAAAAAUAUAUAUGAUAUAAAUUUUUACACUUGCUCAUAUACAUACAUAUGUACAUACAUACUUGCACAUAUGCAGAUAAAGGUAUGUACAUAAUGUAACGGUUCAAUCCAAUAAAAAACAAUAAACAAACCACGACUCGUCUAUCAAAUCAAACGAAAUAUCUACACACACAUUCGUUCGUCACACAGCACAUUAACCAAUUGAAGCAAAACGGCACCAGAGCCUGCCAUCACAAAGUAUACUAUAAACAGCAAAAACCGCCAUCGCAACAUCAUCAGUACCAGCAGCAACUGCCACACAAACUUAGAGACCCCCUGACAUUUAAAUUUUUUCCUACACUUUUGUGGUACAUUGCAUUGGAUUUUUUUUUGUGCAACAACGUGCGCAUCAAUAAUAUUAUCUCUAACAGCAACAGCUUCAACAGUAGCUGCGCUUACAGUCUAAACUACAGCUCAAAAAUCACAGCGCCGGCAUCGAGGAAACUAUAGGAGCCAAACCACAACGCGCCGUGACGAAGUCAUCAUAUGGUGUUUUGCUGGAAUUGUGGAUAAAAUGCAUCAAUAAUUGUAUAACUCUGCUUGAAAGCAACACACAGUAGCCAUAACAGGAGGAACAUGUCCGCCAUAUUAUUUUCUCAGGAUUGUGAACAGCAAAAUCAACAAACAGAUGAACUGCAAUCGGAGGAGCUUGCGUUUAGAGAAGACUCAUGUAACGGUUUUAGUGAGGAAAUAAACAAUGAAUCAGAAAUCAGCCUACAAUUACCGCCAAGUUUACCAAGUAUUCCUAGUACUGAUAGACCAGUUAACGACUCCUUCAAUAUUAAGGCUGUCGAGCCACAAUUCGAGAGCGAUUGCAAUGGCCUCUUGAAUAGUAAAAUGGCGGCUUUAGCGUUGAAUGAGGGCGAUUGUAGUCAAUGCGAUGGCGGCAGUGAUAGCGGCCUUGACACAGCGACCACGAAGCUUGUUGGUGGAACAAUUGCUGGCAGUAAUGACAACAUUGACACCAAUUGCAAUGAGAAAGGUAGUGUCGCCACAAAAAACACAACAUUACAACGUGCUUUGAGCAGUACUAGUGGUGGCUACGCCAGCAGCACGGGCGGUAUAGAUGAUGUCAAUAAUCAGACGACGCUUCCUGCGGCGUUACAGCCGUCUAAUGUGAGUAACGCAAGUAUGCAAGGUUUAAAUACAUCGGGCAAUUCUAGUUUGCUUAGUUGUGGCUCAGAGCUGGCGACCAGCACCACCAACGGUGCAGUGUCCUCAGCAACGCAAAGCUUUGAGUGUUAUAGCGAGAACGGCAGCGAAAGUUCAUCAAUGCUGGGUGGUGGCACUGUGUCGACAACACCAGUGCGACGCUCAAACAGCACUAAAACGAAAAUGAGAGUUUAUGAGGCUGGUCGUGGCGCUUUUGCCACUCCAAUGUCCCGCAGUAUGCGAGAACGUGAUUGCAGCAGUACACCAAUUUCUGGUAACUCAACUUCCGCGGCUGGAAACCAAGUUAAUAGCGCAACAACUCCACGUAUGCGUCCUGCUAGUGUAAAGCGUACUUCAUCUUUGUCGCGUCAUGUACCUGCAGUAGCGUCGAUGGUAGCACAACGUCAUGCUGACAAGCCACAGUCGACUAAUGCCACCAAUAAGACUUUAAUGGCGGCACCAACUUCAUCCUUUCGCUCCACUACGACGACACGUGCCACAAAACCACAGAAGCCAGAUUCCUUGCCGAACACACUGAGUCGCACGCAGUCUAUGAGCAUGCAGCGUCUAGUACAACGUACACCGUCAUUAAGUCGUGCGCGUACGCCGUGUACACCUCAAGAGGAUGGCCGUUGGCCCGGCAAUUCACGCACCUCUAGCACAGCUAGCGGGGCUGCGAAGCGUGGUGUCUCUGUGACCCCAGAUUUGAUGUCACUAAAGAUGCGCUCCUCAAACAUGAUGGCAUCGAUGGAAAUGAAGUCCACCAACAACAAUACAAGUUCAAAUCCAUACAGCACGCUGCCUCGGCGGCGUAAACAAAAGUCCGUCGAAGACUUGACAGCUACGCCUGACUCGCGCAGUAGUUCAAUAACGCGUGAUACACGUAUGACCACGUCAGUAAUGGUAAGCACGCGCCGAAGUCUAGUAAGCGCCUUUGGUGCAUCAACGCCACAAAGCAAUCAACCGCGCUCAUUGAUACAUACACGAAAAACACCAGCGCAGCCACCUAAAACGCGCAUAUACCAUGAGACUAGCGUUCAGACGGCGCUCACCGGGGAAGAUUUGGAGAAUGUGUUUGCUGGGCGGACCCCAGCAACGCGUGCUGUAGAUGCAGUUGAACAAAAUGAACAGACCACACAGACUGAUAUACGUGAUGCUGAAUUAGAGCGAUUACGAGAUGAGGUGCGUCAAUUAGCGCAGCGUGAACAUGAACUGAGUGCUAAGCUUCAACGCGAACGUGAAGAGAAGUUAGCUACACAGCGUGAAUUAAAUUUAAAUACGGAACGGGUGAUGAGUAUGUUGGAAAAGGCACGUUUAGCGGGUGGAAAAUACGGUAUUACAGGCGGGAGCGUGAGUGGCAUUAGUUUGGACGGCGACGCUACUACGCCAACGUCGGACGAGGGUAGUGGAAGUGGUCACGACAGUUUACUCAUGCUGGAAUCGCAAAUACAAAUGAGUGGUCAUGAGUUAAUCGAGCGUCAACACGAGAUUGGACAGCUGCGUCAGUUGUGCCGAUCCUUACAGCUUGAAAUGAAUCGUUCACUGGCCGCGCAGGAAUGUUUGUUGCAAGAAAAAGCCGCUAUCGAGCAGGAGUCGAAUGAAUUGCAAGACUUUCUGCAACAUGAAAAAUCAGCAUUAUGUGAUGCAUUAAAAGAACUGGAGAAUGAGCAUCAAGCUUGCAAACAACAGUUGUCGGGACGUGAGGAAGAGGUGAAGGUUUUGCGCGAUGAAUGUCGUCACUUAGUGCGGCUUAAUGAGCAGCGAAGACAGGAGAAUCGUAUGCUACAAUCCAAAUAUGCAGCACUGGAAAGUAAAUCGAAGGAAAUGAUGAUGCAACAAAACUAUUCGGUCUCGGGCGCAUCUGCUGCAUUAUCGGGCCUGCAUUCCCGUUUGGAUAGUUUAGUUGAACAAUUGGUCUCCACUUACAAUAUAACUGAACACGAUUUGGAGGAUAUCGGUUUCCAGCCAGAAGUACAACAAAAUCACGGCAACGCCUUGGAGACACGAUCAACACAAAAUGUGGAAGAUUAUCUUGGUCGAAUGCCAACGAACAUUAAUGCAAAUGGGCUGGACUUUUGCACACAUUCUCAACAGUUCUUACCACAGUCGAGUGAUGGAUCUUUGUCACCACAAAGAAAUCAAUCAUUCAUUGCGGCCGUAAUAAGUGCCAUACGUAAUGCAACUACUCCGUCUAGUAAAAAACUAUUGGCGCGAAAUGGAAAACGCAUUAGUAUUGAAAACGCUGGUGUGAGUGAUUCAAACGGUCAGGCUGCGACAAAAAAUAAUAAUAACUAUAAUGGAGAUACAAAGAAUGCCGGUGGUGAUGACUCCGAUUCCACUGAGAUGCUCGAUUCUGAAACAGAACCCUGUUUAAUGAUGGAUAACGUGCUGGAAGAUGUGACAAUGCCCGAUUCUCAUUCACACAAUAUGGUCUCAUCAUGUACGGGUAUUAUAUCUCAGUUGGAAGUACCGUCGGAACUGAUUAAUCCCGCAUCUGGCGAUGAAUCAUUACAUAACUUGUCACAAGCUAUUGUUAAUCGUCAAAAGAUGGAAUUGCAGAUCAGCAACAUGCAAAGUGUACAAAAAGCAACACUGCAAUUGAAUCAAUGCGAGCAUGAUAACUCUGAUGAUGCUAGUUGCCAUGACUCAGUGGCGGAAAUGCCUUCUCUAAUGGAGUAUUGCACAGCGCAAGCAGUGGUGGACCAGGUGAUCGAAGUGGACAGCUUGGUCACCAAAUUGCUCAAAGUCCUGCGUCUCAUACAAAUGGACAAUGAUAAUUGCAUACAGCAACUUAUUGUCGAUAAGAAUAAGUUACAAGAGAAUAAAGAGGAUAUGUUGGAGAAAAUAAAAGAUUUGCAGGAUGUGAACAUAAAGUUGCAAGAUGAGCUUAUGGAUGCCACACAAGAGCUAAUGUUAAAGAACAACGAUUUGUCGAAUACGAAAGCCGAAAUGCAACGACACCGUAAUGAGAUCGAUGUAAGAUUUUAAAGAAACGUUAAAAUAACCAUCAUCGAUUGAUCAAUAAUUUUUUUGCAUUAGAAUUGAGUUGCUUUUGCACAAGCAUUUAUUUUGGUUGUAGAACUCACCGAUACAUGGAUACUUCUACACAUAUACUUAAACACAUACCGAAGUUAGUCGCAUGAACGUAACUAAUUAACACACCAUUAUUUUUUUAAUUUUAUUAUUAUUUUUAUUUUUAUUUGUUUUUUUGUGAAACACACUUUGGUCUCAAUAUGAAUUUUAUGAUUCGAGUAUUAAUUUUCCUAAACGAUAGCCGAAAACGGUACGAAACAAAAACGAUAAAAAAUUGCGACAUAAUUUUUAAAAAUUAGCAAGAGUAGCGACACAAAAAUGUUUACAAAUAAAAUAUAUUUCCGUGGUCGAAAGCAUUAAACGUUGGGUAUAUGAUUUUUAUCAUUUUUUACUAUUCAGUGAACACUUUUAAAAGUUCAACAUUUAUUUUAAUUUCAGUAGCUUACUAUAAGAAAACACCAUUUCGUAGACUGCUAAAGCUUUAUUACUUUGUUUGCUUCCUCUUAAGAGAUGGCUAACUCAACAAUUGUAUACUUUAACGUUUACUAGCUUCGGCCAUAAAUUUAUAUGUAUGUACAUAGUUAUAUCUUUUACGUUUAUUUUCGAAACUAUUGAAAACAGAAACAAAAUUUGCCUGCAUUUAAAAGCGCAGUUAGACUUAUGGUCAUAUGAACAUUUACCAAAUAAUGAUUUAUGUAGACUUAUGUAUGUGCAUUUCAAUAUUUUUUGCACUUUAUAACUAAAGUUAUUCUUUUAUAUUUUGAACGAUUAUUCGUAUUGUUAUUAUUUUGUCGCAAAUUUGUUUCCUAUUUACAUAAUAAAAUUUUCUACAUUGAUGUAUGUACUAUGUUUACUUUAUUGACAAAAAAAAAAAGCUUAAAUAAAAUCAUUGUUAGCUGAUGCCAGUUUUAUAUUA